Molecule: messenger RNA, 376 nt
Organism: Staurois parvus
Lineage: Eukaryota; Metazoa; Chordata; Amphibia; Anura; Ranidae
Source: the annotation of a GenBank genome assembly
CACCGAUCCAUGGAAAGAGCCGAAGAUGUCGGCUCGGUCAUGUGAUCAGCUGUGUCCAAUCACAGCUGAUCACAUGUACACUGAUCAUCAGAGCACUGAUGAUCAGUGUAGCCCCAGCAGUGCCACCUGUCAGUGUCCAUCAGUGCCAGCUGUCAGUGCUCAUCAGUGCCACGUGCCAGUGCCCAUCAAUGCCACAUAUCAGUGCCUACCAGUGCACAUCAAUGCCACAUAUCAGUGCCCAUCUGAGCUGCCUUUCAGUGUCACCCAUCAGUGCUGCCAAUCAGUGCCACCUAUCAUUGCCAGUCAGUGCCACCUAUCAGUGCCAGUCAGUGCCACCUAUCAGUGUACAUCAGUGCCGCCUAUCAGUGCCGGUCAG